AUGGAAGCCAGAGGCUCCACUCCUGGUCCCUGCUUUCUCUGUGGUUCUGCCCCAGGCACACUGCACUGUCCAGCCUGUAAUCAAACCUCAUGCCCAGCUUGUGACCUUUUAUUCCAUGGACAUCCGUCCCGUGCUCAUCACCUUCGCCAAACCCUGCCUGGGGUCCACCAAACCAUCAACCUAAGCUCUAGUUUACCUGCCUCGUCCCAGCCACCGCCCCACUCAGCGUCCCUGCCUCUGGGGGACAGCUCUCUUUCUUCCCCUGAAACUGCCAAUGCUUGUCUGCCCUGGCACUGUGCUGCCUGCGUCACACUAAACGAGCCUUGGGCAGUGCUCUGUGCAGCCUGCAGUCAGCCCAGAGGCUGUAAGGUGCUGAGAACAGAGGGUUCCCAAGGAACUGGGGGCCUCGAACCUGAGCCUGCACGGGAUCAGUGGGCCUGCCAGAGCUGUACCUUUGAGAAUGAGGCAGCGGCUGUGCUGUGUGCCAUAUGUGAGCGACCUCGGCUGGCCCAGCCUCCCAGCUUGGUGGUAGAUUCCCACGACGCUGGUGUUUGCCACCAGUCCCUCAAGGGGGAUAUUUUGCUCUCAUCUGCCCAGUCUGAAGUGUGGUACUGUGAUCACUGUACCUUUUGCAACUCGGGCCCUGUCUGGGUAUGUGCUAUAUGCAACCGAACCCGCAACCCCAUCUCAGGACAGCAUGCCGUUCGACCCUAUGCCAGCUCUUUGGAAAAGGAACUCCCAAAGCCUGGGUCCCCACAACACCUCAGUGCUUCCCUGCCUGGUUCCUGCGGAGACCCAGAGAAACAGCGACAAGAUAAGAUGCGGAAGGAAAGUCUCCAGCUAGUGAGCAUGAUCCAGGAAGGGGAAGCUGCAGGUGCCAGCCCAGAAGAGAUCUUCUCAGCUUUACAGUACUCGGGCACUGAGGUGCCCCUGCAGUGGCUGCGUUCAGAGCUGUCCUAUGUCCUGGAGAUGGUGGCUGAGCUAGCUGGUCAGCAGGAUCCAGGGCUGGGUGCCUUUUCCUGUCAGGAAGCCCGGAAAGCCUGGCUUGAUCGGCAUGGCAACCUUGAUGAAGCUGUAGAGGAGUGUGUGCGGGCCAGGAGGAGGAAGGUGCAGGAGCUCCAGUCCCUGGGCUUUGGGCCUAAAGAUGGGUCACUGCAGGCCUUGUUCCAGCAUGGGGGUGAUGUGGCACGGGCCCUGACUGAGUUACAGCGUCAGCGUCUAGAACCCUUCCAUCAGCGCCUGUGGGACAGAGGCCCUGAGCCCACUCCCUGCUGGGAUGGGCCAGAUAGACAGAGCCUGGUCAGACGACUUUUGGCCGUCUACGCACUCCCCAGCUGGGGCCGGGCGGAGCUGGCACUGUCACUGCUGCAGGAGACACCCAGGAACUAUGAACUGUUGGACGUGGUGGAGGCUGUGAGGCACAGCCAGGACCGGGCCUUUCUUCGCCGCUUGCUUGCCCAGGAAUGUGCUGUGUGCGGGUGGGCCCUUCCCCGCAACCGGAUGCAGGCCCUGAUCUCCUGUGAGUGCACCAUAUGUCCUGACUGCUUCCGCCAGCACUUCACCAUUGCCCUGAAGGAAAAGCACAUCACAGAUAUGGUGUGCCCUGCCUGUGGCCGCCCUGACCUUACUGAUGACACACAGUUACUCAGCUACUUCUCCACCCUUGACAUCCAGCUCAGAGAGAGCCUAGACCCAGAUGCAUACGCCCUGUUUCAUAAGAAGCUGACGGAGGGUGUGCUCAUGCGAGACCCCAAGUUCUUGUGGUGUGCCCAGUGUUCCUUUGGCUUCAUAUAUGAACGUGAACAACUGGAGGCAACAUGUCCCCAGUGUCACCAGACCUUCUGUGUGCGCUGCAAGCGCCAGUGGGAAGAGCAGCACAGAGGACGGAGCUGUGAGGAUUUCCAGAACUGGAAACGCACCAAUGACCCAGAAUACCAGGCUCAAGGCCUGGCGAUGUAUCUUCAGGAAAAUGGCAUUGACUGCCCGAAGUGCAAGUUCUCCUACGCACUGGCCCGAGGAGGCUGCAUGCAUUUCCACUGCACUCAGUGUCGGCACCAGUUCUGCAGUGGCUGCUACAAUGCCUUCUACGCCAAGAACAAAUGUCCAGACCCUAAUUGCAGGGUGAAAAAGUCCCUGCAUGGCCAUCACCCUCGGGACUGCCUCUUCUACCUACGGGAUUGGACUGCUGUCCGGCUGCAGAAACUGUUGCAGGACAAUAAUGUCAUGUUUAAUACGGAGCCUCCAGCUGGGACCCGGGCAGUCCCUGGAGGUGGCUGCCGAGUGAUGGAGCAAAAAGAGGUUCCCGAUGGGUUCAGGGAUGAGGCCUGCGGCAAGGAGACUCCAGCUGGCUAUGCCGGCCUCUGCCAGGCACACUACAAAGAGUACCUUGUGAGCCUCAUCAAUGCCCAUUCGUUGGACCCAGCCACCCUGUACGAAGUGGAGGAACUGGAGACAGCCACUACACGCUACCUCCAUGUGCAUCCCGAACCAAUGGAUGGAGAGGAUCUUCCUGCCUAUCAGGCUCGAUUGUUACAGAAGCUGACAGAAGAGGUUCCCUUGGGACAGAGUAUUGCCCGCAGGAGGAAGUAGCUGAGGGCAAGGGUCCUGAUGAGGCUUCACCACCGUGGCCUCAGCAGCAGCUCCUUCUGGCACCAAUAAAGAGGCAUCUUAUGGCCUAGGCUUCUUGGUGGUCCUUCUUCCUGGCCUCACCAUCUAGGGGCCUUGGGGAAGGGGAGGGGGUGGGUGAACAGAAUCUUGUUGGAAGGGCCUUCAGCAGCCCACUCUCCCCUCCCGGACUCCUGGCUAGAAGAAAUGAAGUGCUGUGGAUGGAUGGACAAGAGAGACCCUCCACAUGUCAUCAUCUGGUGUCGGCUUCUCUGCUUCCUUUUCCCACUUCACUUAACUCAGCUGCUGUGUGAGAUCACCUAGAAUGUAGCAAGCAGACACUUGGGGAGCACAAAAGAAUCUCCAGGUCAGAUCCGGAGACCAGCCUUCUGAGAGGCAGCAGUGUCUCAGGUUCAAGGGAGUCCAAUCUGGGAGGAAGGAGUCUGGCCAGACCCCCCAGGCCCAGAGCCUGCUGUGUUGCUGACACAUUCUCAGAUCUGCUUCCCUCUGGUGGCGAGCGCUUGCCCUGCAACCCAGACCACGUGAUUUCUAGGAAC
This is a messenger RNA of Peromyscus eremicus (cactus mouse), 3161 nucleotides long. RefSeq names its product ring finger protein 31 (gene Rnf31). Gene Ontology annotation, molecular function: K63-linked polyubiquitin modification-dependent protein binding; linear polyubiquitin binding; ubiquitin protein ligase activity. Gene Ontology annotation, cellular component: LUBAC complex. The record is from RefSeq and is a predicted model, not a curated record. Lineage: Eukaryota; Metazoa; Chordata; Mammalia; Rodentia; Cricetidae. Gene Ontology annotation, biological process: protein linear polyubiquitination. The transcript has 17 exons. The coding region runs from base 1 to 2589 and encodes 862 amino acids.